AUGAGAACAUCUUCAACAAAUGUUGUUUUGUUAGGAAUGUCUUUGAUUGAUAUUUUUUCAAUGGCUUUGGAAGUUUAUGAUGAUUAUGAUUUUUUAUUUCAAUGGGAUGAAUUUCCAGAUAUUUGGUAGGAUUUUUGAAAAUAUUCACAGAUUUUUCUAAAAACAAUAAAAUGUUUCUAGUUACGAACCACAAUCGUACUAUAGAGUACUUAUUUCGCAAAUCGGUAUGGUUGCAGUCAGUUUUUCUCGACUAGUAUCCACUUAUUUAUCUUUAUCUUUAGUUUCAAUCCGAGCAUUUGCAAUAAGUAAAAUAAUGAACCCAAAAUUCAAUUUUCUCACAAAACCAAAAACAGGAUGGCUAACAAUUCUAGCCAAUUUAAUUUGCUGCGGUCUAAUUUGUGUACCUGAAAUCCUCUCUUAUUCUAUUGGCUCUCAGGAAUAUUUUCCAGCAAAAGAGUGUAAAAAGAAAUAUCCGGAAAAUUAUAAGAAACCUGAGUAUUUUUGCGUGAUUUCUCCUUGGAUUAUUUCGGAUAUUUCGGUGCAAGGUUUGUUGGAUUCUGUCAUGGCUAAACAUUUACCUGUAGUCUUAUUUAUAAUUAUGACAAUAGUUUUAAUUGGAGCAAUUAGAAAUGCAUCAAAAAAUCAAGAAAAUUCUGGAAUUUCACGAAAAGAUGAUUCUGAUAAAACUUCAAAACUUGUGUUAUUCACUACGAUUUCUGUGAUUAUUGCUGAACUUCCAGUUGGGAUUUUGUAUGUUGUUCAAAGUUUGUGUCAAGAUACUCCUGGGUGGAUGUAA
This is a messenger RNA of Caenorhabditis angaria, 796 nucleotides long. The record is from the annotation of a GenBank genome assembly. NCBI's taxonomy places the organism in Eukaryota, Metazoa, Nematoda, Chromadorea, Rhabditida, Rhabditidae.